AUGUAUCGAGUCGAGAAAGAGCGUUCUAGAUCUUCACCGCUCGCGACCUGUAUUUUGCCACUUUUGUCGAUCGAGGAAGCUGAAGUGCAAUCGGCAAUUCCCUUGCUCUAA
Molecule: messenger RNA, 111 nt
Organism: Penicillium digitatum Pd1
Lineage: Eukaryota; Fungi; Ascomycota; Eurotiomycetes; Eurotiales; Aspergillaceae
Source: RefSeq, a predicted model, not a curated record